This is a messenger RNA of Cynara cardunculus var. scolymus (artichoke), 667 nucleotides long. RefSeq names its product ubiquitin-40S ribosomal protein S27a. Gene Ontology annotation, biological process: translation; modification-dependent protein catabolic process; protein ubiquitination. The transcript has a single exon. Gene Ontology annotation, cellular component: ribosome; cytoplasm; nucleus. NCBI's taxonomy places the organism in Eukaryota, Viridiplantae, Streptophyta, Magnoliopsida, Asterales, Asteraceae. Gene Ontology annotation, molecular function: ubiquitin protein ligase binding; protein tag activity; structural constituent of ribosome. The record is from RefSeq and is a predicted model, not a curated record. Bases 32 to 493 code for a protein of 153 amino acids.
UAAUCGGCCGUAUCAAGUCAGUUUGGCGAAAAUGCAGAUCUUCGUGAAAACCCUAACGGGUAAGACGAUUACGUUGGAGGUUGAAUCCUCCGAYACGAUCGACAAUGUGAAGGCCAAGAUCCAAGACAAGGAAGGCAUCCCACCGGACCAACAACGUCUCAUUUUUGCCGGAAAACAGCUUGAGGACGGCAGAACCCUUGCUGACUACAACAUCCAGAAGGAAUCGACUCUCCACCUGGUUCUYCGUCUUCGUGGUGGCGCGAAGAAGCGCAAGAAGAAGACCUACACUAAGCCGAAGAAGAUCAAGCAUAAGCACAAGAAGGUGAAGUUGAGUGUGUUGCAGUUCUACAAAGUCGAUGAUUCCGGGAAGGUGCAGCGGCUGAGAAAAGAGUGUCCUAAUGCUGAGUGUGGUGCGGGGACUUUCAUGGCGAAUCAUUUCGAUAGGCACUAUUGCGGCAAGUGUGGUCUCACAUAUGUUUACCAGAAGGCUUAAGGUUGAGUAAAUUAGAUAUGUUUCAGUUGUCCUUUCUGAGUUAUGGAUUAUAAUCUUGGAUUUUUGUUGUUAUUUUGUGUUAAGCCUGAAUUUUAGGAUUUUUGAUUUGAAAUUGGAAGUUUUUUGUUAUCAACAUAUCAAGAAAUCUUAGUUGUCUGCAGUGAUUGCUUACUA